Linum tenue is the source of this 437-nucleotide messenger RNA. The record is from the annotation of a GenBank genome assembly. NCBI's taxonomy places the organism in Eukaryota, Viridiplantae, Streptophyta, Magnoliopsida, Malpighiales, Linaceae.
CUGAGAUCGAAAUUCUUGCCUCACUCUGUGUUAAUAUAUGAUCAAGGAGUACUGCUCAUUCUGAAGGGACAGAGAGAAAGAGAAUCAUGUGUUGCAUAAUCCCGAUCUUGGCUGCGCUCGUAGCUUUCACUCCGCCGGCGAUCUACUGCUUCCUGUCGCAGAACUGCGGCGACCUUGUCGACGAUUUAGCUGUGGGUAAGUACAUCGUAACAGCCGAUUCUUGCUGGAGUUUGUGGAAGAGGGUGGCUCUCGUGCUUGCACCGCCGUUGCUGGUUCUACUUCUGAGAUGCUGCUGCUCCGUGAGAAGGCCGCCGCCGCGGAGGCAGCCGAAAACCCUUUGACAAAGACUAUACCAAGCACUUUGUAUGAUGAACAAGGUGAACGGAAGAGGCAGAUGACUUAAUUAUUAUAGCUCAUUCAUGUAGCCCUGGAAAUGG